Messenger RNA from Eimeria maxima, 1749 nucleotides. Its product is annotated as nucleolar GTP-binding protein NOG2, putative. The transcript is spliced from 12 exons. NCBI's taxonomy places the organism in Eukaryota, Apicomplexa, Conoidasida, Eucoccidiorida, Eimeriidae. The coding region runs from base 1 to 1749 and encodes 582 amino acids. Gene Ontology annotation, cellular component: nucleolus. Gene Ontology annotation, molecular function: GTP binding. The record is from RefSeq and is a predicted model, not a curated record.
AUGAAAGGACGAAACAGCGGCGGAGCCGCUAAAUCGGCGGGGGGGACGGCCCAGAAGGGUUCAGCCAUCACGCGGGGUGCGGCGUCGACUCUCCCGACUCGUCAAAUACCGAGCAAUAAGAAGCCGGGCCAUUACCGCUCUGCAAGCAAAAUAAGGCUUCUACAGAUGUACAACUCCAAACCAAAGUGGUUGCGACCUGGAGGCAAAGAACCACAGCCGUUAGCGCCCGCAAGAAUUCAGCCUGAUCGUCGGUGGUUCGGGAACACGCGAGUAAUCGACCAGCAAAAACUUGCAGCUUUUAGGGAAGAUAUUCAGAAAGCAACCGCCGAUCCAUACACAGUAGUUCUGAAACGAUCGAAGUUGCCAAUGAGCCUUAUAAAAGAUCGAAAUGUCGGAGGCAAGAAAGAAGCAGUUACUACCGGGGGACAGCUGCCGAAAUUGAGUGGCGAUGCCCUUGUCGCCCUCGAGCCUUUUGAAGGUGUUUUCGGCAGUAAAAAGACCCGCAAACGACCGCGUCUGCAGGCAGCUGACUUGACCACUUUGGCUACCCAGGCUGCUGAACGGGAGGCUGCCUUUGAGAAAUCAACUGCUUCUUCGAGUGGGGUCGCAGACAAUGGCGGCGAGGGAGGUCCUGUAGAGUCAAUCUACCAGAAGGGAACAAGCCGCAGGAUAUGGGGAGAGUUGUACAAAGUCAUUGAUGCUUCUGACGUCCUCGUACAAGUUGUGGACGCACGCGACCCGAUGGGAACACGGUGCACGCGUCUUGAAAGAUAUCUGAAGGCGCAACGCUCGUCGAAGCACCUGGUGCUCGUCAUAAACAAGGUAGAUUUGGUUCCGCCGCGAGUAGCACGACACUGGUUACGGCAGCUCAGCAAGGAGAUGCCAACCCUGCUUAUGCAGGCCGACAAGAACAAGAAGAACAUCGGCAGAAAUCAACUCUUCCAGCUCCUGAGGCAAUACGGGCAGCUGCUUUCAGAUAGAAAGCAUGUAUCAAUUGGCUUUUUUGGCUAUCCAAAUGUGGGGAAAAGUUCCAUCAUCAACUUCCUAAAGAGCAAGCAAGUUUGUAAAGCUGCCCCAAUACCUGGGCAGACCCGAGUGUGGCAGUACGUGGCUCUAACUUCCAAGCUCUACCUCAUUGAUUGUCCGGGCAUUGUUCCCAUCAGUAGCGAUGCGGGCAAUGACACAGAUAAGGUUAUGCGAGGUGUCGUUCGGCCUGAAAGGAUCAAUGCCCCUGAGGAGCACAUUGGAACCGUAUUAGAGCGAGUCAAGAGGGAAGCUGUGAUAACACGCUAUGGCUUAGAUCAAAGCACGACUUGGGAAGAUGCUGAGGAAUUUCUUUCCCUUUUGGCUGUUCGGCUUGGAAAACUGAAGAGGGGUGGGGAGCCGGAUAUUUCUACUGCCGCCCGCAUAAUGCUGUACGACCUCCAACGAGGCAAGCUGCCUUACUACGUCCUUCCCCCCGGUAUGGCGAGUGAAGCUGCAGGCGUAGCUCUCGACGACAGCGAAGUCCAGCUAAACGGAGCAUUGGCGUUUCCGGAAGGAAUUUCGCCUGUCCUAACUGAUGUGACCCACAAAUCUAGCAAGCACGAUGAAGAAGAACCCGCCAUCUUGGGGGAUGACUGCGGGACUCAGGAUGCGAAGAGCAACGAAACCGUAGAGACCGAUGCCGCCGUGCUUGAGCCACCUUCUUCAGAAUGUGUCUGUGGUCCUAACAAGCGGGCUAAAACUAUGAGCUCCAACAGUGGAUGA